AUGUCUGUUAUAUCACUGCGUGGAAUACCUGAGGCCAACAAAGUGGUAGGAUCAAACUUUGAUGAUUGGUACAGAAAUUUGAGAAUUGUUCUCAUGCAUGAAAAGCUUAUUGAUGUGAUCAAUAAACCCUCUAAGGAAGUCCCAAAUAAGGAUGACGAUGAUGCCACAAAGAUUUAUCAGAAAUACUUGGAAGAAUGUCUUACUACCAAAUGCAUCAUUCUCGCUUCUAUGAGUUCUGAGCUCCAGAGGAAACAUCAGGAUAUGGAUCCAACUGCAAUCAUUGAACAUCUUAGGAAGAUGUUUGGUACACAAAGCAGGACAGCUAGAUACCAGCUAUCUAAGAGUUUAUUUGGAUCCAAAUUGACUGGAAACUCUCUAGUUGGACCCUAUGUCAAUCAUAUGAUUGAUCUUAUUGAAGAACUUGAGAAGUUGGGGUGA
Nicotiana tabacum (common tobacco) is the source of this 438-nucleotide messenger RNA. RefSeq lists its product as uncharacterized. The record is from RefSeq and is a predicted model, not a curated record. NCBI's taxonomy places the organism in Eukaryota, Viridiplantae, Streptophyta, Magnoliopsida, Solanales, Solanaceae.